This is a messenger RNA of Acromyrmex echinatior (Panamanian leafcutter ant), 798 nucleotides long. Its product is annotated as aminopeptidase N-like. Gene Ontology annotation, cellular component: cytoplasm; membrane. Gene Ontology annotation, biological process: peptide catabolic process; proteolysis. NCBI's taxonomy places the organism in Eukaryota, Metazoa, Arthropoda, Insecta, Hymenoptera, Formicidae. Gene Ontology annotation, molecular function: zinc ion binding; metalloaminopeptidase activity; peptide binding. The record is from RefSeq and is a predicted model, not a curated record.
AUGCUUGCGACACAAUUUUAUCCAAUUGGUGCUCGACAAGUAUUUCCAUGUUUGGAUGAUCCAGUAUUCAAAGCAACUUUUAACAUUUCUAUAAAGCAUUUUAGUUAUUAUAUGGCACUGUCGAAUAUGCCAGCACGAAAUAUAAUUAAAGUUAGUCAAACAAUGACAUGGACAUACUUUCGUGAAACUCCUGUAAUGUCCACUUAUCUUGUGGCGAUUAUGCUGGCCGAAUUUCCUAACACUUCUUUCAAAGAAAUAAACUUUAGAUAUCAUACACUACAAGCGAAACUCGAUACAGAAUUCGCACAAAGUGUUAUUAAGAAUAUAACUUUAUAUUUCGAAUCAAAAUGGCUUUGUUUCCAAAAGCUUCCGAAAGCGGAUCAUGUUGCAAUACCAAAUUUCCUACGCGAUGGCGUGGAGUAUUGGGGACUUAUUUUUUAUAGGGAAGCAGCUAUUACCUAUAAUAAAAAAUUAGAGUCUGUUGGACGUAAAGUAGACGUGGCGCGUUUAAUAGCACAGAAAAUAACACAUCAAUGGUAUACUAAUCUUAUUAGCCCUACUUGGUGGACUCACUUAUGGUUGUUUGAAGGUCUCACUACAUUACUCGCAACAGAUGCUAUUAAUGAGGUAUAUCCAGAAUUCCGUAUAUGGGAUUUAUUUGUAGUUCAAAUUCAUCAAGAAUCUCUUCGUUUAAAUUCCAUUAUAGAGCCUCUUGCAUCAAAAGUCAACAAUUCUUCUGAAAUCAAUUCGCUUUUCUCUUUUGCAUAUUAUGUGAAAGGUAGGACUUUGAAAAUUUAA